CACCGUGGGAGUUAUUGAUCAGUUGUCUGCUAGAAGAAGCCACAGUCAUCUGACAGAGGAAACGGACACCACCGUUCGAGCGCAAGUCUUCCUCUGCCCCCCUGGCAGGUCGUCUCGCCUCGCCCCGCCCCUUCGCCCGGACUCAACAUGGCCUUCUGCGGUUACAAAUUCUCGCUGUGCCUCCUGCUGAUCAGCUGCUGGGGCUUGGUGCAGCUGCUGUUAAUGGGGAUGCUGUUCUACUGCGAGACACCUGCUUUCCUGGAGGACCUGCCGCUGACGGGGCCCUACGAGAACAUCGGCCAGUACAUGAAUGACGUCCACCACGGUUUCGGAACCAAUGCUCUCAACUGCCUGAUCGCCGCCUGCCUCUACAUCAUCACCCUGGGCGUCUCCGGCUGGCAGUUCUAUCUCAACCAGAAGACGACUUAUCAGGUGUAGGCCUAGGCAGGGUGCGCUGGUUGAAGGGGUAGGGGUACCCUGGGUGGAGGCCUGUGUAAAGGCUACCAGCUGUGCUCGGGCUACCAGCAGUGAUCUAUGCAUGGACUACCAUCUGUAGACCUAGCACCCGUAGGCCUAUGCACGGUCUACCAGCUGUAGACCUCUGCAUUUGAGAAACGUAAGGAUGUGAGUGAAGCCUAGACGUGCAGCCAAGAUUGUGGAAUAGUUUUCUUUAUUUUCAAGAAAGAACUUUGUAUAAAUAAUUUAUUGUGUAUGCAGUGAGCUCGAAUGACUGAUGGCUGAACUUUCACCUACAAGACGUAUUUUUUGUUGGUGUAUGUUCUGAAAGGAAUGCAUAACGUGGUUGUCACUUAAUGAAUUAGUUAAAUACACACUUGCAGAGAUAUGUGCACGCGAUCGUGUGUGCGUACAUACACGCAUAUCUACACACACAUCGAAACAGAGAGAGAGAGAGAGAGAGAGAGAGAGAGAGAGAGAGAGAGAGAGAGAGAGAGAGAGAGAGAGAGAGAGAGAGAGAGAGAGAGAGAGAGAGAGAUAUUUAUCUCUAGAAAGAAAGAAAGAGAUUUGUAAGUAGACAGAUUUAGUAAGGACGAGUGAUAUACAUAUAUAUGUAUAUACAAAUAUCUAUGGUUUUCAAUGUACAGCAUUCAAUUCAGUAUGUCUCUAGUCUCCAUUCCAGUCAAAAAAUGUUAUCCUCAAUCUUAGCAUUUAGAGAGAGUGUGAGUGUAUAUUGUUUGUGCCUCAUGAAUGUCUAAUUAGUGCACAAACUCAUUCCUUCAGUAUGUCCGUAUCCCUCCGCCUUCUCUAACAAUGAUAUCAUUAAAACAAUGAUACUGUAAUCUUAAACUGAUCUCAUUAAAAGCCAAAGAAUGUUGUGAUGUCUUUCUUGUGUCUAGGAUCUCAAAAAAAAAGUAAUAAUAAUAAUGUGAAUUUUGUGGCAGUUAAUAGGAUCUCAAGUGAAAGUUGGUCAAGAAAAGUAAAUAUAUAUUGCGUAAGUGUCUGUGCAUCGUUAUGUAUAUAGUGUUUUAAAUACAAUAAAUACCUA
This is a messenger RNA of Penaeus chinensis, 1504 nucleotides long. Its product is annotated as ribonuclease kappa-like. The coding region runs from base 148 to 438 and encodes 96 amino acids. The transcript is spliced from 2 exons. Lineage: Eukaryota; Metazoa; Arthropoda; Malacostraca; Decapoda; Penaeidae. The record is from RefSeq and is a predicted model, not a curated record. Gene Ontology annotation, molecular function: RNA endonuclease activity.